Molecule: messenger RNA, 2919 nt
Organism: Periophthalmus magnuspinnatus
Lineage: Eukaryota; Metazoa; Chordata; Actinopteri; Gobiiformes; Gobiidae
Gene: lbr
Product: lamin B receptor
Exons: 14
Coding region: 153-2000 (615 amino acids)
Biological process (GO): sterol biosynthetic process
Cellular component (GO): nuclear inner membrane
Molecular function (GO): oxidoreductase activity, acting on the CH-CH group of donors, NAD or NADP as acceptor
Source: RefSeq, a predicted model, not a curated record
GGUCGGGGCGCACACAGAGGGAGGGACGGAGAGAGCGCUACGUCAAGCGUCUAGCAAAGCCUGCUUUUAAAAUAUAAAGCGAACUUUUUCAACAUUGCAUUGGAUUAGAAAUCGAUUUUCCUGGUUGGAAUUAUUGCUUUAUUUUCACGUCAAUGAGGAUGCCGACGGUCAAGUAUCAACGUGGGGACACAGUGAUGGGGCGCUGGCCUGGGAGCAAUCUGUACUACGAGGUCAAAGUGCAGCGCUUUGACUCCAAAAGUCAGCUUUACACUGUGAUCUACAAAGAUGGUACUGAGCUAGAGCUGAAGGAACAAGACAUAAUGAAUGCCUUGAGUUUCCAGAGCCGUUUACGCUCUCGGUCUCGGUCGCGUUCACCAGGGCGACGCCGCAGUCGCUCUCGCUCUCCAGGUAGGAGCACCCGCCGUUCAUCGUCUCGCACAUCAGCUGUCACAACAGAGAGUGCCCCAACUGCUCGGAAGGAGCUCAAGAUAAAGGAUGUGGUAGAAGUCCGGCUCACCCCACUGAAACAGACAAUGGCCACAGACAGCAAUACCAACAAUAAGCAUGAAAACAAAGAAGAGACCAUUGCUGCCAGCAAAGUCAAUCAGAGCCCAGCAUCUAAGAAUGAAAUGGAGCCUGAAAGGACCCAAAAUCGCUACAACCUGAGGCGCAGAAAAGACGAUGGUGACAGCAAAGUAGUGGAGGCCAAAACCCAGCUCUCUGAGGAGGAGGCCAAACCUGCUACCGCUGCACCAGCCUCAACUCCUUUGGACUUUGGAGGGAAGAUCGGGGCAUACUUCUGGCUGCUGUUUCUACCAGCAUGGGUCUUCUUCCUUCUUCUUCAAGUCAACCAGGAUGACCCUAGUUUGAUGAACUUCCCCCCUCCACUGCCCCCGCUGGAGUCCUUCUGGGAUGUCCAAGCCUUUGGGAUCAUUGUCCUCUGGGUGUUGUUCCAGGGCUUGCUCUAUGUUUUACCGAUUGGAAAACUCAGUGAGGGCAUGCCUUUGAGAUCUGGAGAAAGACUCAAAUAUAGAACAAACGGUUUCUUUGCCAUUACGGUGAGCACCAUUGCUGUGGGGGCCGCAGUUUACCAGGGAGUUGACCUCACCUACAUCCACAGCCACUUCCUGCAGCUGGCGUUGGCUGCUCUACUGAUUUCGUUCCUUCUGAGUGUGUACCUGUAUGCUCGCUCUCGCAGUGCGCCCACAGACCAGCUGGCUUUAGGAGGAAACUCAGGCAAUGUCCUCUAUGACUUUUUCAAAGGAAGAGAACUUAACCCACGCAUCAAAAACUUUGACCUCAAAUUUUUCUGUGAGAUGCGUCCUGGUUUGAUUGGCUGGUGUGUGAUCAACUUGGGCAUGGCUUUGGCAGAGAUGAAGGAGCAGGGUCUGGAGACACCAUCACCUGCUAUGAUCCUGGUGAAUGUGUUCCAGCUGCUCUAUGUGGUGGACGGUCUCUGGAAUGAGGAGGCCAUUCUCACAACAAUGGACCUGAUGCACGAUGGCUUUGGCUUCAUGUUGGCCUUUGGUGACCUGGUGUGGGUGCCAUUUACCUACACACUGCAGGCCUAUUAUCUGGUCAGCCAUCCCAACCCAUUGAGCCACCUCACCCUGGCACUCAUCGUCACUAUCAAAUUGGUGGGUUUCUACAUCUUCAGAAAGUCAAAUUCUGAGAAGAAUGCCUUCAGAAGGAAUCCAGCAGACCCCAGACUCUCCCAUCUGAAGAGCAUUCCUACAGCUACAGGCAAGAGUCUGCUGGUGUCAGGGUGGUGGGGAGUGGUCCGCCACCCCAAUUAUCUGGGAGACCUGAUCAUGGCCUUGGCCUGGUCUCUGCCUUGUGGUUUCACCCAUCUGCUACCAUGGUACUACAUGAUCUACUUCAUCAUUCUGCUUGUUCAUCGAGACUCCCGGGACAUGAGUGAAUGCAGGAGGAAGUACGGCUUGGCAUGGGACCAGUACUGCCGAACUGUUCCCUACAGAAUUAUCCCUCGUAUUUACUGAGAAACAGGCAUUUCAAAUAUUACCACCCAAAACCAAAAGGACUAAUUGAACUUUCUGAACUUAAAAUUUUCAAUCUUGACUGAAAGUGGUACAUAGAAGAAAUAGGAACAAAACAAUGCCAAAAAUGUUUCUUUUGUCAUGCAAAAUAAGAAAAAUGCUUGAAAUAUUUUUUAUGUAAAGUGAAUGCAAAAACCCUGCUAGGAUUGUGUUAUUGACAUGUAGAUUUUGUAUAUAUAGGUUUUGUACUUAAACGUAAAAAAUUGAAAAAAAAAAAACAAUCAUUGAUUAAUUUGAAAUUUUCUGAUUUUUUUCCCAUGACAGUUCCAGUGUGGCUUUUAUGAAUAUAUUUUAUGUUAAGUCUUCCUGCACAAUAAUAUUGAUUUUUAUUUUUGUGAAUGGUGGGAUUCAAGUGCUCAUUGCUUUGAAAGGCUGCACAGUGGAACUCAGGACACACGCUUUAGGAAAUUAACACAUAAUUUUGUCUUAAUAUUUUUUGAAGUGUGUGAUUUUUACAGAAACCUAGCUUUGAGUUUAGUGUUAAAAUUGUUUGAAGAGUGAUUAAUGCACUAUUUACUGACAGUGUUAUUUAAGUUACAAUGAUUUUAAUGAAUUUGGCUUGAAGACUACCUCAGAUGUACACACUGUCCUUCAGGCAUGUUCCUGAUGUGUUUAAUCAGGGGCUCUGGAUGUUUAAAUGAUUUUAAUAUGAAGUAAAUAUACUGUGAUGAAAUUUAGAGCUGUGUAAGCUUUUCAAAUAAGAUGUGCAUUUAAAACCCAGAGAAUAGCUGUAGGUGACUAUGUAGCUAUAAAUUAAGUUUUUCUUUUAAGAUUAUAGGGGUAAUAGCUGUAAAUAUUUUUUUCACAAUAUUUCAUGUUACAACAGCAGCAAUAAAGUGAGUAUUCACAGUGGUUUACACAA